This is a messenger RNA of Dimorphilus gyrociliatus, 304 nucleotides long. The record is from the annotation of a GenBank genome assembly. NCBI's taxonomy places the organism in Eukaryota, Metazoa, Annelida, Polychaeta, Dinophilidae.
AAUGAAGAUUUUCGUAUUUUCUCUACUUGUUCUAUUUGUAGCCUACCAAGCUCAUGUAAAUGCAGCAUUUGGUGAUUUGAAUGAAAAAGAAAAAGGUUUGGCUGAAGAUGAAAAUUUAUUUCAAGAUGUAGAGGAAAGAGCAAUUGAUGAACAUAUUGAAGAAGCUUUAAUGAAAAGAGGACGUCUCAUUGGAAAUUAUUAUUUCAAGUGUGGAGCAUGCGUACUAAACCCAAGAGGCAAAGGAUGUCAAAGAAUCAUUAGAUUGUGUAUUUUGAAAUUUGGAAUCAAGAUUGCAAAAUCAUAA